AAAAGUUUUUUAAAUGCUUUGGCAAGCGGUGGUUUGUCAGAAAUUAGGGUUUUUAAUGACCUUUCGCAAGGCGGCCCAUAAAUUCCUGUUCCAGAUAACGUUCCAAGCCAUGUUUUGUAGAAAAUAAUGGACAGGUAUCGCUUUGUCAAGAGACUUAACCUUUUUUUUUUCUUACUGGGGUUAUUGGAUUAUUGAGGUUGGCUCUUUUAAAAGUGCCAAGUUUUUAUUUUUUUGGGUCCGAGCCUGGAGCUUUGAAUUGAUCUGUUGAUGGGUAUUUGUUAGAUUCUGACUUGGAAUCAGGAACUAGAAGAUCAGCUUUUUGUUUGUGGAUCUCUUUUCUGAUUCAGCUGGAUUUUGGUGAUUAAAUCUGGGGCAUGGUCAAUUUCCUUGAUGGGUUCUUUUGGAUUUUGUUUUAGAAAUAUGAGCCAGAAAAGAUCACUUUUUUAUUUCUUUUUUUUUUUUUUAGUGACAUGCAAAAUUGAGAUGGAUUUUUUAUCCUAAAUGGUUUUGCUUAGGUUUGGUAUCAGUAAUUACUUGAAGUGGAAAGAUUAGCAGAUUUCGUUUCAAUUAUCUGGAGGAAUUGGUCUUGAAAAUGGAGGAUCAAGAAGUUUUGCCUGAUGAGUCUUCUUUAUCCUUAGUUAGGGAAGUUAGACUAGAAGAAGAUGAGGAAGACUUUCGGAGCUGUUGUGAAGAUGAGGAGGUAUGGAAAGAAACUGAAGAAGUGAUAAAGGAAGAACAAAGAGAAGAGCUUGAUAAAUUUUCAGUGAAGAUGUUUUUCAAGGGCAUCUCUUUAGCAGAGACUGGGGACUCUAGUUCUGGCUUUUCAGGUAUUGGGGUGGUUAUGGAGAGAUCAGCCGGUAGUCCUGUUAUUCAAGUGCAGAAAAAACUUGACUUUUAUGUAGAGGAAUCUGUUGCUGAUUAUUUAGCUUUAAUGGAUGGUUUGAUGGAGGCUAUGCAGAACAAGAUCCGCCGUGUAUAUGCUUUUACUGAUUCCGCAUUGUUAUAUGAUCAGAUUAUGUGCAAGGAGAAACUUGAUAAUCCACUUUUGAUAGCACUGAGGGAAAGAACCCUAGAACAUACCCACAAUUUGGAAGAGUUUCUUCUGAAACUUGUUCCAAGCGGCAAUGUUUUGAGGCCAUUGCAGCUAGCCCAAGUAGCCAUAGGAGUCAUAUCUUCUCCUGCCAAGGGAGAUAAAUCACUUGAGAAUUGUUCUAUCUGCUGUGAGGACAAGCCAUCAUUGAUGAUGAUCACCAUGAAGUGUUCCCAUAAAUUCUGUUCUCAUUGUAUGAGAACUUAUGUAGAUGGUAAACUGCAAUCGUCCCAAGUCCCCAUCAGGUGCCCUCAGGUAAGAUGCAAUUAUUACAUUUCCACUGCUGAGUGUAGAUCUUUUCUUCCACUUGCUUCCUAUGAGUUUUUAGAAAGAGCCCAAGCAGAAGCAAAUGUUCUUCACUCUGAUGGAAUCUACUGUCCUUAUGCAAAUUGUUCUGUCUUACUUGAUCCUCGUGAAUGCUUGUCAACUAGGGCAAGUUCAUCUAGUCAAUCAGAUAGUAGCUGUAUCAAGUGCCCAGUUUGUCAAAGGUUUAUUUGUGUGGAAUGUGGAGUUCCAUGGCAUUCGUCAGUGAGUUGUGAAGAGUAUCAGAACCUCCCUCUUGAGGAAAGAGAUGCUGCAGACAUUACCUGGCAUCUCUUGGCACAAAACAAGAGGUGGAGGCGUUGCCAGCAGUGCCGUACGAUGAUUGAACUUACCCAAGGUUGCUAUCACAUGACAUGCUGGUGUGGGCAUGAGUUCUGUUAUUCUUGUGGUGCCGAGUACAGGGGCGGUCAACAGACCUGUCAAUGCGCCUUUUGGGAUGAAGACAACACUGAAGACUCGGUCACCCAUUCUGUACAAGAAUCAGAACAAUGGGCAUGGGAGACUUUCAAUUCACUCCCUAUGAUCAUGGACGCAUAUUCAGACCAAGAAAGAUCACAGCUUACACCAAUCCAAAGGUUCCUCGCUGGGGGUUUUAGUCUGAGUGACCAUCAUCCAUAUCAAUCCCCACCCCGCUGUACAGAUUCCUAUGUAGAUGCGAUGAAGGACAUCCGUCAGCUUCCUUGGCUCGAGAGAUUCGUCUCUGUAAUAAGUGACAACUACGACGAAGACUAUAUCCAAUGAAGCUAGUGUAGAUCAUUCCAAUGUUAGGUAAUAGACUGUAUCAGUCCAAGUCCAACAAGGUUUACAAGAGAGGCAAAGAGUUUCUCACUCUAUUGGCUCCAUUUUCAUUUACACAAAUUUCUUGAGAUCAGCAUUCCUCCCACUUUAUGUAUUUCUUGUCUGUCAUUAGUUACAUGCUGGAAGAUAAAAUACCCUGGAGGUCUUUGCAUAAGAUUAAAGGGAAGAUUCUAUGCAUGAUAGUUGCUUCUUCGAAAGAAAAAGAGAGAUGAUAGGUUUAACAUCUUAGUAAUGUCACCAAAUUAAAAGAAAGUUAAUGAAACAAAUCUUUUCAUUUUGA
Molecule: messenger RNA, 2492 nt
Organism: Durio zibethinus
Lineage: Eukaryota; Viridiplantae; Streptophyta; Magnoliopsida; Malvales; Malvaceae
Source: RefSeq, a predicted model, not a curated record